Messenger RNA from Leptinotarsa decemlineata (Colorado potato beetle), 2003 nucleotides. Its product is annotated as tripeptidyl-peptidase 2-like. The record is from RefSeq and is a predicted model, not a curated record. Lineage: Eukaryota; Metazoa; Arthropoda; Insecta; Coleoptera; Chrysomelidae.
AUGAGUGUGAUUUCAGGAUCGCCUUACACAUGGUCUUCUCGUGGCCCUACCAUUGACGGGGGAGUGGGGGUUCACGUAUGUGCCCCUGGAGGUGCAAUAACAUCUGUUCCAAAUUUUACGCUUCGCUAUUCACAGCUUAUGAAUGGUACUUCUAUGGCGUCUCCACAUGCUGCUGGGACAAUAGCCGUCCUUUUGUCGGGAUUAGUUCAACAAAACUUGUCAUAUUCGCCUUAUGUAGUUCGUAGGGCCUUGGAAAAUACAGCAUCUUUCAUUGAGGGAGUCGAGGUCCCAGCGCAAGGCAGUGGUUUGAUACAGGUUGAAAAGGCGUUCGAUUAUCUGGUCAACUUCAAUGCAGAGUGCGAUAGAAAUGUGAGAUUUCAAAUACAGUGCGGAUCACUAAACUCCAAAGGGAUAUACAUUCGUUCGAAACCACAUACCUCGUCUCAUACUUUCAAAGUUUCUGUUGAACCCCACUUUCUUGAUUGCGACAAUAUUCCGGCGGAAACUAAGAUCUACUACAAUCAGAAAUUUGUAUUAACUUGUGAUGCGACUUUCAUCAGUUUUCCAGUGCACUUGGAUUUGUCUAAUGCUACCAGAAUGUUUGCUAUAAAAAUCGAUACAUCAUCCUUAUGCGAAGGUUUAUAUUGCACAUUUAUUAAAGCAUAUGACGUGAGUUGCAUUGAGAAGGGGCCAGUAUUCAAGAUACCAAUAACCAUUUUACAACCUAAAGGAAUAACGGAACCAAAGUAUAGUCUCACCUACAAUAAAGUCAACUUCAAGCCCAAUACAAUCAAAAGAUAUUACUAUACUGUACCGAAUAUGGCAACUUGGGCUGUCUUGAAGUUAUCUUCGGAUGAAGAUAGUGGUAGAUAUGUCAUUCAUGCACUUCAGGUCAUGCCACGCCAGCAUUGCAAAGCCCUAGAAACGAACAGAACUGUAGCGGUGACUUCUAAAUCAGACUCUUACAUAUGUUUCCCCGUUAAGGGAGACCUGAUUCUAGAGUUGGUUAUUGCUAAGUACUGGGCUAAUUUUGGUGUAUCCAAUCUGGAUUACAGUCUUUCAUUCUAUGGAGUUAAACCCAACUAUCCGUCAAUAACAAUGCACGCUGCUGAUGGAAUACAAACAGUUGAAAUCAAAACUCUACAAGGCGAAGAAAUAUAUCCUUCUAUCACUCUGAAAAACUCCGUCCAAGUAUUGAAGCCUUCAGAGGGAAAAAUAGUACCUCUGACUGCUCGAGACAUCAUUCCCCCAAGCAGACAAAUUUAUGAGUUGGUUUUGACGUACAAUUUCAACUUAUUGAAGCCAUGUGAGGUGUCUCCGAACCUAGCACUUUUGAGCGAUAUGCUGUACGAGUCUGAGUAUGAGUCACAGUUUUGGUUUUUAUAUGAUUCUAAUAAACAGUUAAUGGGCUGUGGUGAUGCCUAUCCUUCAAAGUAUUGCAUCAAGCUGGAGAAAGGAGAUUAUUCCAUAAAGCUACAAGUGCGUCAUGAUAGAAAAGAAAACCUGGAGAAAAUAAAUGAGGCCCCUUUGCUGCUCUCUCAGAAGCUGAACAAUAGCAUAACUAUGGAUGUCUAUCUCUCAUAUUCACAAGCACUCAUUGGAGGUAAAAAAGUUGGAAUCACUAAUAAUUCUAACCCCUCGGUGGCAAUCCCUUUGUACAUCGCUCCAUUGGCUUCUGACAAAUUCCCAGUUAAGUCGAAUAAUCAUGCCCACUAUUUAACAGGGACAGUUACAUUUGCAAAGGAUGAACAUGGAAAAAAAGUUGAUGUGUAUCCAAUAAAAUAUAUUUUAUCUGAUGGUGGGAAGAAGUCGACUUCGAGCAAUGGAGGAAAUGGCGAAAAGACCAAGUUAGAAGAAUUAAAUGAAGCCAUUAGGGACCUCAAAACUCAGUGGUUGUCAAAAUUAGGCAAGUAACGUUUUAUACCUAGUUAUUGAACAAAGAUAAUUGCAGUUAUGGUUCGGAUACUAAGAAACUUUCAGUAAAAUAAGCGCUACAUAUUUCA